Messenger RNA from Topomyia yanbarensis, 5928 nucleotides. RefSeq names its product putative ATP-dependent RNA helicase SoYb. Lineage: Eukaryota; Metazoa; Arthropoda; Insecta; Diptera; Culicidae. The coding region runs from base 202 to 5655 and encodes 1817 amino acids. The transcript is spliced from 13 exons. Gene Ontology annotation, biological process: germ-line stem cell division; transposable element silencing. The record is from RefSeq and is a predicted model, not a curated record. Gene Ontology annotation, molecular function: nucleic acid binding; ATP binding.
CACCUUGAUAAACCUGGACAGAUGCUUCAACUUUGAAGACGAAAUAAACGAACGCAAAUGCCAAUCACGUUUUGCGCACACUACCUCAAAUAUUGCUCUAAACAUUUUGUUUUGUUGAUAGAGAAUCGGAAGCGGCGUUCAAGUGAAUUGACCAAUAUAUUGUAGAGGUAAUCGAGAAGUCAUCAUAUUCGGUUCGUAACAAUGGAGGACUCUACCAUCCGGAUCACGCACUACAUAAACCCGCACAUGUUUUGGUACAAACCGGUGUCGGCUUAUGUUCACAAUCUUGAAGAAAAACGAUUUCAGUUGGCGAUAGAUGAGUACUGUGAAGAGAAUUUUCGAGAGGCAAGCGCUGACAGGAAUUACGAGGCCUUCCCGGGUGAGACGGUCGCAGUUCUAGAUUUCGACAGAAACAAGUGGUGCCGUUGCGUUGUCGAUGAAGUUAUCGAAGGCAAAGAUGGAGACAAACGGUACAGUUUAUGGGCAAUCGAUGACGGAGUUCCGAUUCAGUCUUCAUCCCAAUAUGUCAAUUUGUUACCACAAAAGUUCUCGUCUGACGUGUCCAGCAAGGUCAAACGAGGAGCAAUCAAAAAUGUUCUACCAUCUGAGUGUAUCUUCGACAACCAUAUGGACAAAUUGAUCUCAAAGAUCACUCUUCGUUGGGAUAACAACGCUUCUGGCGUGCUCCAAUCAAUAAUUCAGAAUGCUAGCACCAUAUACUUCCGAAACGUGACCAAACAUCACGUUCAUAAUGUGUUGGUCAAUUUUGGAGAUCUCGAAAUUGUGUCACGCAAAGACAAUUUUUUUAAUGCCGGUCAGAUACUAAAAGAAAUCCGUCAGGCCACCGAAGUUGAACCUAGAGAUUUUAUUACUAGACUUUCAGAAAUUCAAACUAUGAGCGUGAACCGCUGCCUUACGAAUGACGCGACUGAAAAAAGAAGCCACGGCAAAGUGCAUAGCGCAAGUCCAAUAAAAACUCAAUACGAACGCAAUGGGUCGAACAAAAUCCCGAAUGGCGCAGGUGAUGACGGUCAGUCUCGUGAUCUGGAGCUAAACGGUGUCGAUGAAGAAGAUUUUGACGAAAGCGCCAGCAUGAUAAGACCGAAUCAUACGCGAGAAUGUACUCGACCGCAACCGUCAGUGGAAGCAAUUGCAGAAAACUCUCACUCAGACGAUGAAACAUACCCGAUUGCAUCGUCACGCGUGAAAAAUGCUCGAAAUAUACAAUAUGAAAAACAACUUUGGCAGCAGAAAACUCGUCCCUAUAACCCAAUCACGAUUGCCAAUUUGAGAAUCAAUCAACCAAGUGACCAUAAGUCUAAUAAUUUGUCAUUCAUCAAUUCUCCUCUUGAAAAACGGACAUGCGGAGAAAUUGAACCCGAGGAGCUUUCGGGAAAACCGAAAUCGACGGUUUCAUUUUUGGCCAAACUGGAGAUGCGCAAAAAACAACGAGCUGCACAGAAAUCGAUUGACGAAGGGGAGCAAACACAGAAAACAUCGUCGCCGUCAUCAUCCCACAGAUAUACCAACAUUAACAUCAUACCGGCCGGCUUCAACAUGGGCAACAUUGGCUUUGAUAGCGGAAGGGUAGUGGCUGGAGAUUCAUCUGAUUCCUCCGAACGCAAAUCGAAGCACACGUCGCCGAGUUUCAAGCUGAGACAGUCAAAAAUGAAACAAGAAAAGAGCCAACAUUCGUUGUCAGAUGAACAACAACAGCAGCGUCAUGUCGAUGCUGAUCUUAAUGGGGGAAAGUUCAGCAAUGGUCACGAUUCCGGUGUCGAAAAUGGUCGCGUGUUUGUGACAAAAAAUACGAGUCGAUUCGAUCAAUUAAUCGAGGAGGAAGCAUGCAUUCGUUCGAGAUUAUGCCAUCAACGGUUGUUGGUGCAUGGUAAACGUAUCCCGAAACCGAUAGAGCGACUGGAAAAUGCCAAUUUUUGUCCAGAGGUUCAUCGUGAACUCAACAUGUUCAACUUCAAUUCGAUUCACCGAAUUCAAACCUAUGCGUGGCCGCAUAUUUUGCGGGGAAAUUCAUUUUUCUGCGUGAAUUCAGCUAUGACAGGAAAGACGUUCGCAUUUCUUCCGGCUAUUUGUUCGUCGGUCAUGAAAAUGCAUGACGAAGAACUAGUGCCGAAAGGAGCAGGGCCGAUGGCUAUUAUCAUAUGCAAAUCAUCUAGGGAAGUUCAACGAGUGGCAAGCUAUUGCAAGAAAAUGCUUAACUUUUCAAUAAACAAGGCAAUGGCAGUAGUUGAAGCGUUUGGUGCAAGAGACAUUACGAAGGCUUGCAACCUUUUACUGAAUGGUUGCGCAAUUUUGGUAGCAACCGCACCCGGAUAUCGACGAGUGUUUGAAAGCAUGCCGAACGCUUUUGUAAAAGAACGAAUUCAGUCAAUCGUCAUCGAUAACAUCGACAGCAUCAUUGAACGAUUCGGCAGCGAGCUUCAAUUGCUAUGCAAAAACUGUGACAAACCUGAAAUUCAAAUGGUUGUAACUGCAACAUAUUGGAAUCCGUUGUUUUUUGGAUUUUUGAAAAAAUACAAAAACAUGAUUAUCUGUAUCGGGGCUUAUUUGGAAGCUGCCAUCUAUGGAAAAUCAAAUUUGGUGUUGAAACUACAAACGCGCGAUAAAAAAAUUUCAGAAAUUAUCCAUUUUGUGAAGACACAUGAUUACCAGAACGAGAGGACGUUGAUUGUGUGCAGCAAUGCUUCCGAGGUAUACGAAGUAACUGAACAACUAAAAAAUCAAUCUAUUACGCACAUGUUUUGCAACGAUCAGACUAUGCUUUCAAAAAUGGAUGGUUUCAAGGAGUGGGACAAUCAACUACCAGGUGAAAUGCAUGUGAUGGUUUGCUAUGACGCCGUCUUACCCGAUAUGGAAAUAAACAAGGCGCAGCAUAUCAUCCAUUUUUCACUGCCUAAAUCGUGGACGAUGUUUACACGUCGGUUUGCCUGUUCGUUUGGAUAUUACAGAAAUCCAUUGUGUGAUGAUACUACCAUGCGGUAUAACCCAUCAUCUUCGUUGGUGCUGCUUGACGAGAAUAACAACGAACAGUUGCCGAAGCUAGUGGAAUUCCUACGCAUACACAAUCAAGAAGUGGCGGAAUCAAUAGUCAAACUGACCAAUAAUAUUCGCAUCCAACAAGAAGAGGAGAAACUUUCCCUUGGCAAUCCGGUGGAUUUUUGCCAUCAAGUGCUCGAUUUCGGCACAUGUCGAAGCGCAGGUUGUAUGAAGAGGCACGUUUUCACAACCAGAGACCUGUCGUUAGGUACACUGCCAUCCAGUGGAGUAAUCAAGCUGAAAAUAUACAACAUGUUUUCGCCGACACAUUACACGGCUCGAGUACUUGAACAUCGAGACUAUGGGGCAAACAGUUGGACCACAGUUAACGAUGCACAGGAAUUUUUUGCUUUGGACAUCGAAAUACAACAGCAUUAUGCAAAUGAAGAACGGCACUGUAGUCACGGCGAUGUACAUUACAACGACUGGUGUGUCAUUUAUGAUGAGUUACGAUAUUGGCGCUGUCGUAUUAUGAGCAUUGAACCAAAAAAGGAGCAUGUUACAAGCCGAAAGUUGAAAGUUAAACUUUUGGAUAUAGGCCGUACUGUUGACUGUGUGUCUUCAGAGUUACUUUAUAUGCCAAAAGAGUUUUGCCGACUUCCAGCACAAGCCAUCGACAUUCGAAUAGUGGGUGUUGUUCCACAUGAUUUCGAAACAGAGUGGGACAAGCGAGUGACUGUAACCAUUCGGGAGUGGAUCGAUAAAUACACCGCAAAUGAUAAGUUCCACGUGGAGGGUAAAAUAAUGCUAGCAAUACGAGACGUUAUCUGGGUGGACACGAUUAGGCUGGUCGAGCAUUUGAGAGGGAUAAACACCGAUAUCAACGAGAUUCAUGUAAAAUCGCAGAUAAUCGGUAAAAAUUUUGGUGUCACCGAUAAAGAACCGUUAGUUUUGUUAAAUAAGAUGGUACAGGAUUGUGAAGCGUACAGAAAACGAGCCAACAAUUUGGUGGGGGAAGAAGCUGUCGAUGAUAAGAAUGUAGCCGAUAACUGCGGUACAGAUUUGAAUACAAACCAGUUUUUUCCCAACGAUACGAGACUAAAGGAUAUAGAUAAAUGCGUACAAUCGCCCGUACUCCUAAAACCAAUAGAGAACAGCGAUACUGAUUCUGAUGACUGCGCAUCCGUAGUUGCAAAGACAAAAGAUAGUGAAACUACCAACUCUGUCGAUAUUUCAAAUGAUCUACCGAAACAGAUGGACGAGUUGCAGAUAACUCCCAGCAGAGAGAGACGGGAUCGAAAUUUUUUUGAAACAUAUGAUGACUUUGAAAUGGAAGAAACAUAUGAAGUGUUUAUUUCACAGUAUUAUGGUCCGGAUGAUUUUUACAUUUGUCGAGUGGAAAGAUUCUCUCUUAUUUCAACAAUGAUUGCCAACUUCGCCGAAGCUGAAACAACAUUAGUUCCCCUACAGCAAGCACAAGUUGGAGAUUAUUGUCUGGUGUUGUAUGACAAUGCCUACCAACGGGCUAAGAUUAUACAUAUCCAGUCCCGAGAUAUUCGGGUUUUUUUUCUAGAUCUAGGCGGAUAUGAUAUGUACUCAGCGAUAGAUCUGUUUGAGCUUCCCGAUGAUUUACUAAAGGCUUCGUCUUUUUGUGCGAUCAAAGGAAAAUUUGCUUGUCUACAGCCUCGAGAGGAGGAGUCGCAGACUUGGAGUUCCGAGAUAGGCGACAAAAUCUACGAUCAAGUGCUGGCUAACUAUCGCACCUUCAACGCAAAAGCGUUACAUGUGAUUGAACAACCCCACGCGGAUCCAUUAGUCAAAUGUAAUUCAUACCGAUUUUUGCUUUUUGAUCCAGAACACGAGCUAGAAUCGUGGAUAUUUGAUGAAAUUGUUGAAUUGAAACUGGCUCGCUAUAUAGAAGACGAGAGGCCGUACGCGAUAGACAUAAACUUUGGCGAUGACGACUUCCGUCAGUUUCUAGAUCCCAGUUAUAAAGUUCCGAAAAAGUCGAACGAUAACAAUUUCGAAAUUCGAAUAGAAGAAAUCACUGAACCAACCCAAUCGAUACCGCCAAAUGAAGACAAACCGCCACCAGAGAAAGCUUCAACGAAAUUAACGCUACUGAAACAGCGGCUGCGUAAAAAGAAGCUAGAAACCUCAACCACGUAUCCUAGAUUAAAACGUGACUUCUGUAGCCCCAAAACCAUUUGGCGACAAGAUAAUUCUUUCAUUGUGAUUCGAAUAGCCUCCCCUGAGAAUGUUGUGUACGAUAUGGCCGUUGAUUCAGAUUCUCUAGAAGUGUGCUAUGUGCACGAUGAAGAGAAAUACCUACUUUCAAUUGUUUUCUUCGGUGCAAUUAUGCCAGAACUGACAAUUCAUGAGGUACGUGGUUUGUCAAUCGUGGUACGACUAGUCAAACUAGUCCCAACAAUGCAGUGGCCGUCAGUAAUGCGACACGGGGAUAAAGUUCCUUGGCUACAGCAAUGUAUAGAGGUACCCAACUCAGAUGAAACUGAUGCUACAGAUGGUAUGCAGCAGACGUUCCCUUCCGUACCCAACCUGAACGACGUGUCGGAUAGUUCGAGUGAAGAACCAGACUUUGGCGACCAAUUCGAUCAGUUCGAUCCAAUCGAGGACGAUUACUUCAUGAGGGACGAAUAAAGUACGCCGUCAAUCUUGGUCGAUCUUAUUUAAUCACCCUUGUUGUUUACGACGAAUGCGAGAUUCAAACGAAAGUGGUUCGUAUUCUUGUUUACGACAGCAAAAUCAAAUAGGUUUAGUAUUCGUUCCAACCGCUUUCGAACGAAUCUUGCAUACGUCGUAAACAAGAAUAAGGGUGAAUAUAUUGUUUUAUACCUGUCCCGACCUUGGUAUGUCAUUAUAGCUUUCAAAGCCUGUUUACUAAUGGAUAUUACAUUUAUAAUUUCGAUAGAA